AUGACGUUUUCACAUCUCAACUGUCUGUCCGCAAAUGUGACGUUUGAUCCACGGUUUGUUCUUGGGUCCUGCAGCCCAGCGCUGAUUUGCAGCCACAUGCGCAAAAGCCAAAUGGGAGCCCAGCCACCCUACUGGGCCCCAGAGUGUACGCGCAAGACAGAAUGGACAGAGGCCAAAACUGUAAAAAACAGACAUUUUCUUCAGAUUCGAACCACACAAACACUUGCCCCGACCCAAAUUACCUCAUGCCCUGACGACAGAACCCGGCCCUGGGCCGUAAAACCCUCUCUUGCACCAAUCCGGAAAGUGAUACAAAUCACAGUGGUGCGGUGCUGCAGGCAAACACUGCACCGCCAUAUCGCUAAUGUACUGUGUCUUCAGUGCCCAACACCGUCAGGCUUGCUCCACCCAGCUUGCCUAUUUAGGACCUGCGUAAGCCCUGCGUUGCACACACCCUUCUUUUUUCUUUACGUCCACUGUGUGUUUGCGUAUCACCUCAUCAACGUUUAG
Messenger RNA from Australozyma saopauloensis, 510 nucleotides. RefSeq lists its product as uncharacterized. Bases 1 to 510 code for a protein of 169 amino acids. The record is from RefSeq and is a predicted model, not a curated record. The transcript has a single exon. Lineage: Eukaryota; Fungi; Ascomycota; Pichiomycetes; Serinales; Metschnikowiaceae.